Molecule: messenger RNA, 1498 nt
Organism: Amphimedon queenslandica
Lineage: Eukaryota; Metazoa; Porifera; Demospongiae; Haplosclerida; Niphatidae
Exons: 5
Coding region: 384-1466 (360 amino acids)
Molecular function (GO): protein binding
Source: RefSeq, a predicted model, not a curated record
AAAGUGAGGGGCAAAGUUAUUCCUUUCUUCUCUCUAUUUCGUCCUUUACAGGUGCUUAUAUAUUCAAAGGGAGGUCUGGUCACUCAGCUCCAGUAAUAGGAGGGUCACUAUACCUGUGGGGAGGGUCCUAUCCUCGUUUAGCUGGAGUACACGAUUCACAUCAAAAGAGGACACUAACCUCCGAGCUGACCUCAACAGUUGAAACAUUUUCCUUUUCAUCAGCUCGCUGGUCCUCUCACCUAACAAGAGGCACUCCUCCAUUAGGAAGUUCUGGCUACUCCUGUACCACCUUUCGUUCUAAUAUUUAUUAUUAUGCUGGUGUCUGUCACAUUGGUCAUGAACCUUGUUACUGCAACAGUUUAAAUGUACUAAAUACACUGACCAUGAGCUGGACUCAAUUGCAUCCUAAUGAUGAGUCCAUGAUGAAGAAAGCUGGAGCUGGAAUGCUGUCACUCGAACUUGAUGGAACUGACUAUCUUUUUAUGGUUGGAGGGGUAGGUCCUACACCAGCUGUCAAACAUCCUCAGUUUCAAUAUGAUCAGCUUAAGGAUGGAUAUGUUCGUACUAAUGAACAGUUACUUUAUAAUCUAUCUAAUGGCCAAUUCACUGUUCCAUUUGUCAGUGGACAGUGCUGUCCUCCAACUAUUUUUUUUACAAUUGAAAAAAUAAACCAAAAUAAAGGAACAAUGUUUGGAGGUGUAGUAACUCACGAGGGUUUUCCUAUACCUACUGAUAGUGUGUAUACAUUUAAUGUGACACAUAAAACAAUACAUUGGGAGAAUGUUAAAAAAGGAUCAAUAUCUGGUAAGGGACUCUGGCCUAAAGAGAGAUGUGAUCAUGCAGGUGCUAUUAUCACUCAUGUCUCCAGCUCACCUGCAUUAUUUGUGAUUGGUGGGUGGGAAUAUGAUAGCACUAAACUAGUGAAUGAUUGUUUAUUAUUGGAUUAUAUCACUACUGGUCAGUACAGUUGUAAGAAGAUUACUUUACCUGAAUCUGUUACUGGUAGAUACAGUCACUCACUCACAGCAGUCACAAUGUCACCACACUGUGUGUGGCUAGUAAUUAUUGGAGGAUAUAAAGGGACGGAAUUUGUAGAUAUUGCAGGAGGAUUGCAGAAGGUGCUAAGGCCUACAUUUAUUAGUGAUUCUGAUAGGCUAAUGAUUGUUGAAUUAGUAUAUAGUGAUGCUGGUGAGUGGAUAGUACAAUCAGUACUGGAUGCUAAUGAUCUCACUAGUAAGAAAUAUCAAGAAAAGUAUUCAUCAUACAGCAAGACCAGAACAUGGUGGAUGGAUCAGCUAAUGGAAUAUCCCACAGAAAAGGAAAUGCAGCUUCAGAGAUAUAUUCAGUUAUUACAAGAAAAACUACAUGUGUUUUAUCAAGACAAAGUAUCACUACAGGAAGCACUGAUUGAGGCCAAUAAAAAAGGUUUACUUGCAUGCAUUAUUUCCACAUUCAUACUUAUUUAAAUACUUAUAAAUGUUAUAUCAUUUGAUAUGAU